ACUACUGGCCAAGCUCCCAGCUCAGCUCGGGAGGGGGUUCUUAGCCACAGCGCUCUUGGUUCACUCGCUCCCCUGGGCCUCAGGUGUCCUCAGGCAUUAGCACAGCUCUGGGCCGAAGAGGCUGUGUGAGACCCUGCGCUCAGGCUCGGGUUUCCCCUUGCGGGGCGCGGACUGCCUCCUCGCUGAGGCCAGCUGGAGCCUAGACAGGCUCUAGGGGCCUCCUGACUGAACGCGAGGGCCUUCGGGGCAGCAGCCGGAUGCGUCCCUGGGAUGAACAGGGCUCAGGCCUUUCCCACGACCCUCUUCAGCCACCGGCCUGCAGAGAGCGCUGAGACCACGACCUCAGGGAGCUAAGGGGCACCGGAGCCAAGGAAGCAGCAGUGGAGGCUUGAGAGGACAGCUGCUCUGUGGGGCUGUAGGCGACCCAGCGGAACCGGCAGCCACCAGGCCCCAGGUGGGACAUCUGCGGCACUUCCGGAGGCUGAGUGAUGUCUGGGAGCGGAUUAGACGGCCGGGGAGGGCCCUGGAUGGGUCCCGGUUUCCGACGUUCGAAGCCAGUCGGCCACCGGGGGCGCGCGUGGGCUGUCGGCGCUCUAGCCCGCCCGCGUCCUCUAUGGCCGCCUUAUUUCCGGGCUGUGCUGUGGCGCGCGAGGGCUACCCAACCCGCCGCCGAGACGUCCAGCUACUCGGGGGCCUGAGCCCGCGGGACCCGAAGGCGUGUUCGCGGAUGCCAGCUUGGCCACCCCUGACCCAGCCCCAGUCAUGCCGCUGUGUGACCCCUAACCCCAUCGCGACUGGACGGACCGGACCCCCCUGGGAACCGCCCUGCCCCUGCUGAGUGGGUCCCCUCAUCCCGCCCCAGUCUGGUCCUGAACGCAGCCCCCGCCCCAGGGCCGCGCCCUCUGGCCAUGGCCAUGCUCGGGAAGCUGCUGCCCCUGGCUGGUCUCUACCUGGUGCAGGGCCUGCCCUACGGCCUGCAGUCAGGCCUGCUGCCCGUGCUGCUGCGCGCCCGCGGCCUUUCCCUGACGCGCGUGGGGCUGGCCAAGGCGCUGUACGCGCCGUGGCUGUUCAAGCUCGUUUGGGCCCCGCUGGUAGACAAGUGGGGCUCCUCAAGGGGCUGGCUGGCGCUCAGCACGGCUGCCCUGGGCCUGCUGUGCGGGCUGCUGGCAACCCUGCCUCCUGCCGGCCCUGGCGGGGCUGCGCUGCCUGUCCCAGUGGCGGCGCUGCUCCUGCUGCUGAAUCUGGCUGCGGCCGUGCAGGACGUGGCCCUGGACAUGCUGGCCGUGCGGCUCCUGGAGCCAGCCGAGCUGGGGCCCGGCAAUACCGUGCAGGUGGUUGCUUACAAGCUGGGGGCCGCGCUGGCCAGCGGCGGGCUGCUGGCCCUCCUGCCCGCGCUCUCCUGGACGCUGCUCUUCCUGCUCCUGGCCGCCACCUACUGGCUGGCUGCGGCCGCGGCCUGGGUGGCGCCCGCCCUGCGACAGCUGCCUGUACCCGCGCCCUCAGCGCAUCCCCGCCCCAGCCUGCGCCUUCAGCAGGACUUGCUUGCCGUGCCUGGGACCCUGUGGACAGCGGGCUUCGUGCUCACCUACAAACUGGGUGAGCAGGGUGCCAGCGGCCUGUUCCCACUGCUCUUGCUGGACGGUGGCAUCUCCACUGCAGAGCUGGGGCUGUGGAACGGUGUGGGUGCUGUGCUCUGCUCCAUUGCCGGCUCAUCCCUGGGUGGGGUCCUGCUGGCCAGGUGUUGGGGCAGCCCUGCUGAGCCUGUGUCUGCAGCACCUCCUGGGGGGCUUGGUCACAACCACUACCUUCACCAUGAUGAUGCGCUGCAGUCAGCUGGCACCCAGUGCCCUGCAGGCCACACACUACAGUCUCCUGGCCACUCUGGAGCUGCUGGGGAAGCUGCUGGUGGGCACGCUGGCAGGAGCCCUGGCUGAUAGCCUGGGGCCACGCCUCUGCUUCUCUCUCUUCUUAGCUCUCUCAGCCACCCCCAUGCUGUACCUGGGCUUUGCGCCCAGCGCCCUGGCCUGAGCCGAAAGGCUGAACAUCAAUAAAAUGGAGUGUGCUUCUGGGACAA
Messenger RNA from Bubalus bubalis (water buffalo), 2074 nucleotides. RefSeq names its product major facilitator superfamily domain containing 3 (gene SLC33A2). The coding region runs from base 909 to 1934 and encodes 341 amino acids. The transcript has 4 exons. Gene Ontology annotation, cellular component: membrane. Lineage: Eukaryota; Metazoa; Chordata; Mammalia; Artiodactyla; Bovidae. Gene Ontology annotation, biological process: transmembrane transport. Gene Ontology annotation, molecular function: transmembrane transporter activity. The record is from RefSeq and is a predicted model, not a curated record.